AUGCCUGUUCUUAUAAACUCCGAGCUAGGUUGGGUAGUAUCAGGAAGGACUACAACCUGUCAGCGUAUUACUCCAGUCAUUGCUAAUGUUGCAACCAAUGUCGAUUUACAUAAUCUAAUGGAAAAAUUUUGGGCAUUAGAAGAAGAUUACAAAUCACCAUGCUAUUCUGCAGAAGAAGCUGCUUGCGAGGAACAUUUUCGCCAAACCGUGGCUCGUACGUCUGAAGGGCGGUACAUCGUAAGACUUCCUAUCAAACAGAACAUUUUAGCCAACUUGAGUGAUAAUCGUAAUACGGCUAUCAGACGCUUCUAUGCAUUGGAGCGACAAUUAAACUUGGAUAGAGAGUUGGGUGAACAGCACAAGUGUUUUUUGGAUGAGUAUUAUGCUCUUCAUCACAUGCAACGCGUUGUAAAUCCACAUGAGAUAACCGUGCCAUGUUUUCAUCUACCCCACCACGCUGUUGUUCGGGAUAGUAGUUCAACAACAAAAGUACGAGUCGUGUUUGAUGCCUCGUGCAAAUCAGCUAACGGGCCGUCCUUGAACGACGCUCUUUUGGUAGGCCCUAUCGUGCAGGAGGAUUUGAGGUCAAUUAUUUUGCGCUCUCGCAAACAUCCUGUGAUGCUUAUCGCAGACAUUAAGCAAAUGUAUCGGCAGAUAUUACUUCAUGAAAGGGAUACCCCACUUCAACGUAUCAUUUGGAGAGAUUCCAGCGACGCUCCUCUCAACACCUUCGAACUGAAAACCGUUACGUACGGUACUGCGUGUGCGCCGUUCUUAGCCACACGAGUGUUAAAACAAUUGGCCAUUGACGAAAGAACCAACUUUCCCGAAGCCGCUGAAACGCUUGGUAAGGAUUUUUAUGUCGACGAUUUAUUCACAGGCGCGUCGAAUAUCGAUGACGCGAAAACGUUGCAAAGGCAACUGGAAGGUUUAUUAGCCAAAGGCGGUUUCGAGCUACGUAAAUGGGCUUCCAAUGAAGAAACUGUUCUGGAAGGAAUCCCCGAAGAAAAUCGUGCAUUGCAAGCAUCCGUCGACCUAAAUUUCAAUCAGUGUAUCAAAACACUUGGCAUUCACUGGGAACCAGCAUCAGACGUUCUGCGGUACCGAAUCAAUCUAGCGAUGCCGCCUACCCCACUAACCAAACGUGUUGCACUAUCUCAAGUCGCUCAACUCUUCGAUCCCCUCGGUUUACUAGGUCCGGUCGUCACAAUAGCGAAACUUUUCAUGCAAUCUCUAUGGAUGAUGAAAAACGAUGACGGAAGUCUUUGGGGUUGGGAUCAAGUGCUUCCGACUUCGGUGAUUGAACGUUGGACCAACUAUCAUUCUCAGCUGCCUCGCUUAAACGAACUGUACAUCGAGCGCUGUGUGUUGUGUGCAAAUCCAACUACAAUACAACUACAUUUCUUCAGUGAUGCAUCGGAGCAUGCUUAUGGAGCAUGCGUUUAUGUGCGCUCUACCAACAAAGAAAACGCAGUCAAGGUGGCAUUGCUAACAACAAAAUCCAAGAUAGCUCCACUAAAACAGCAAACUAUUCCUCGGCUCGAACUGUGCGGAGCAUUACUAGCGACUCAGCUGUAUGAAAAGGUUAACUCGUCAUUACAGCUUCCUAUUCAAACCCAUUUCUGGGUAGAUUCCACGACAGUACUUUGUUGGCUUAAAUCACCACCCGCAACGUGGACCACUUUUGUAGCUAAUCGAGUGUCCAAAAUCCAACAAACGACUUCCAAUUGUACCUGGCGACACGUAGCAGGGAAGGAAAAUCCCGCAGACCCACAUUUCACGAGGCAUGUCCGCAGAUAUGCUGCUACAAUGUGA
Molecule: messenger RNA, 1815 nt
Organism: Malaya genurostris
Lineage: Eukaryota; Metazoa; Arthropoda; Insecta; Diptera; Culicidae
Exons: 1
Coding region: 1-1815 (604 amino acids)
Molecular function (GO): nucleic acid binding
Source: RefSeq, a predicted model, not a curated record